This is a messenger RNA of Malaya genurostris, 2366 nucleotides long. RefSeq names its product GPI mannosyltransferase 4 (gene PIG-Z). Lineage: Eukaryota; Metazoa; Arthropoda; Insecta; Diptera; Culicidae. The record is from RefSeq and is a predicted model, not a curated record. Gene Ontology annotation, molecular function: alpha-1,2-mannosyltransferase activity. Gene Ontology annotation, cellular component: endoplasmic reticulum membrane. The transcript has 3 exons. Bases 94 to 2124 code for a protein of 676 amino acids. Gene Ontology annotation, biological process: GPI anchor biosynthetic process.
AAAUAUAAACAAAGCAAAAUUUUUCUCAAUCGAUAUUACCGGUCGGUGAUCAGAGUUUUUUUUUUCAAAUGUUUGAUAGUAAUAUUGUAUAUAAUGCAUUCAAAAUCAAUCAAACCGAAAGAUUCAUCGCUGGUUUCGUACUACAUCCUGUGUUUUCUGCGAGUAGUGCUAGUGUUUGUACCGCAGGUUGGCUACAUUCAUCCGGAUGAAUUUUUCCAAUCUUUAGAAGUUAUGGCAGGAGACGAAUACGGUCUGGAAGUCACUCGCACAUGGGAAUUUAACAGAACCUUUCCGAUUCGAUCAAUAACGAUACCGUAUUUUGGAAUGAAACUUCCGUUCAGUGCGCUUCGAUUUGUUUCGAUGUACAGCAGAUAUUACUUCGAUGUGAAUCUUAGAGGAAGCUACGUUACGCUUGUAUUCCCACGACUUUUGAUGGUUUUACUUUCGUUUGUUAAUGAUUGGAGUCUUCGAAAAAUAUGCGCUGCUUAUGGAUUGCAAAAUCAGUUCCGCCUUCUAACACUGGCCAGCUCCUACGUGGUAUUGGUUUACUCCACCAGGACAUUCACUAACUCGAUCGAAAUGGCCAUUUGUUCAGUACUGCUGUACAUUGUAAGUGAUUGCAUGAUACAUUCCAAUACGGUAAUUUAUCAGCGCGAAUUUUUGGAGGAACAAUAUCUAAAAGCGAGAAAUAACAUUGAAAAGGUCAAGUUAUUCAAACUGAGGAUGUCUCUUCCAUCGCAUUCACUCAAUAAAUGCUUCCUCGUGGCGACACUCUGCGUUGCAGGAGUUUUCAAUCGACCUACGUUCUUUCUCUUCGGUACGCCACUAGUAUUUCACUGGUUGCUGCGAGGGAUGGGCACGACAAUGGUUUCCUUCACCGAUUUCAAUAUAAGGAUGAUAGCCUUAGUCUUGUCGGCCAUUCCGACAUUGAUAUUUUUCAUCGUGGUGGAUUCUCUGUACUACGGAUAUCUAACACCAGCUGAGCUGGAGCAUUUGGAUGUCGGUAUAAAUAAUUUUGUUGUGACACCUUUAAAUUUUAUACGAUACAAUAUCAAUCCGGAAAACACCAACCAGCACGGGGUUCAUCCGUACUACCUGCAUCUGCUUGUCAACAUUCCCAUCCUGUUCGGCAUCCUCGGGGUGAUUGCAGUUCUGUCCUUUGCAAAGAUGAUAUACAGAUUUGCCUCAAACGAACUGGCCAACUUGCCCAGAGCACAGUCAUUUGUGGGACUAAUUCUAUCGACCAUCUUUUUCCCAAUUCUUAUGCUUUCUACCAUUAAUCACCAAGAACCACGGUUUCUGCUUCCAAUAACACUGCCACUUAUCCUUCUACAUGCUCAGAAACUCCAGACUGGUUUCUGCAGUUCUUACCCUUUUAAAAAACGUUCAUGGCUGAAGGACUUACUUUACGACUACGUUCUGUGUUCCAGAGCAAGUUCACGCUAUUUGUUACAAGUCUGGUAUUUGACUAAUCUGGCCCUAACUUUGUUUUACGGUUUCAUACACCAGGGCGGUGUAUAUCAGCUUGCUGCUCACCUAAGCCGACAAAUGGAUAUUCGAUCCUCAACAACUCAUAUCCAUCUAGUCACUAGUCACAUUUACAGUAUGCCGCAGUGUUUUCUCGAUAUACCGAGCACACAGACUCUGUUAGUAAACCCGGAGAACGGUCAGAAGUAUCGCAGAGGAAAACAGUUUUUUCUUUACGAAUAUGGCAGCAUGGAAUUACCGUAUCUCUACCACAAGCUUAAGCUUAUUUUAGAUAUAAAUGAAAUGAAAUCUAUCAGUGAAAAUCAAAAAUACUUCCUGUAUCUUGCCAUCCCGUCUAGUUUGGCCGAGGAACUGAACGAUGUGUUCCACAACCGCACAACUGCUCUUAUAAAGCAUACGCAGAUAGCCGUGUUUUAUCCACAUCUAUCGUUGGAAGCACCACCCAAACUGCUGGGUCAACAUCUGUGUGGAAUUAAUACAGACCCAGACGAGACGCAGGAUACCUGUCCGAUAUACGCCUUGGACGACGAGCGAAAUCCAUAUUCCGUGACACGUAUCUUGAAAGAAUUUUCCUCACUGGUGCACCAGCUCGGUCUUGUUCUGUACCGGGUCGACGUUCGGAAAAGAAUAAAAUAACACGGAAUGGUCACCGCAAAGCUUACCAAUGUGACCUCCUCCUGGAUGGUCACCAGUGAUAUCAGAACAAGCUAGUCGAUUUGCAAUGUUGCUUAGCUUUACAAAACCAACCUUCGUUCGUGCUGAUCUCAAUGAUGCGACUGUUCAAAGCAGCAUUCCUUACCGAUAUGAUUGCACUAUAUUUAAGUGUUUAUUUUGUCAUUACAAUUAAAACGUUCUAAUAAAACCAAUGUAGAACAAUC